This is a messenger RNA of Mya arenaria, 3621 nucleotides long. RefSeq names its product receptor for retinol uptake stra6-like. Gene Ontology annotation, molecular function: signaling receptor activity; retinol transmembrane transporter activity. The record is from RefSeq and is a predicted model, not a curated record. The coding region runs from base 259 to 2592 and encodes 777 amino acids. Gene Ontology annotation, cellular component: plasma membrane. Lineage: Eukaryota; Metazoa; Mollusca; Bivalvia; Myida; Myidae. Gene Ontology annotation, biological process: vitamin A import into cell. The transcript is spliced from 18 exons.
UGGUAACAUGCAGUACAUUGGAUUAUGGAUGUACAAUCCCAUCUUUGAAUAUUUCUGAUGAUGGAGAUGUUUGGCGUUGUUCAGUUCCGAAUCAAGUGGUCACCACAUACAGCAACUCCCUGAGAAUAAAUGUAACAGAUAGUUUGCGAAAUGUUUUAAAUAUACAGAGUGCAGACCACACACCACCCAUUGCAAUAUCAUCGAAUACAAGACUACCCCGCCCGUUCGUCCGUCCGGACGUCCGACCGUAAAGACAAGAUGGCAAGUUUUCUAUCGGCCUUCAACGAGCUGUAUUCAAACGCGAAUAGUGAUGACAAUGAAACAUAUGUAGAAUGCGUGACCCGACUCCCCGACGACACAUUUCAUUAUUGGCUUCUCUUGCCAUCGUCGCUGCUGACGCUGCUUCUGUCCUUCUCCUUCCGGCGACGGAACAUGUGCCUCUCGUGUCUGGGUGGCCGCCCCGGCGCCGUUUUCCCCAUGGAUCUCCUGGGAAAAUCAAACCGGACAUCAUACGCGGCCGCAUGGGGCGCUAUUUCAUUUCUUGUAGCCCAAAUGGUGUUCGGAAGUACCAAUAUCGUCAAUCUAGAGGGACCUAACUACGUCACCAUCUGGAACAAGAUUCUGUCGGUGAUUGUGUUAGCCGUGGGUUAUUUUCCCAUGUUUGCUGCGCUGGCCCUUGAGUCUGUCGUCGGCUACAUGGUGGCAACGCUUUAUACCUGGGCGCUGUUUGGGAUCGAUAUCUACAAAAUCUUCGAGUGUGACCUUAUACUGUCGGCCCGGAUGCUCGUAAUAGCCCGUGACCUGCCCAACCUGCUCUGUCUGGGUUACCUGUGUGUAAGUCUCCCCGUGCGCAUCGUGCAGGCGCUCCGCCGGCGCUCUAUUGGGUUUUACUCGUCAGCGGAAAUGGUUUCCAUUCUCAAUAUGGACAAAGAUGUUGAGAACACAGCGGAAGCAGAACACGUCCGCGCACUGCUCCGUCCGCCAAAACCGGAAAGGGAGCCACCAGUUGGAAUAGGAGCCAAGGUCAUGAACCUAGGGAAAGCAAUCACCAAGAAACUCCUAUACAGUAACAAACACAAAUUCCGUUACUCCUCCAGGAUCCUGUCUGUUAUGCUAAUGGGGGUCCUGCUUGUAUACAAGGUUUCGCUAGAAGCCUUCGUCACGGGCUUGUCAACAAUAGAAAUGAUUAAGCGAGGUUUUGAUGUAACCAUAGACACGAUAGGGGAGGAGCCUUACCCUGGGGAGGAGGAAUGGAUAACCGAUACCCGGGAGGGCAUCUUCUUUUUAAACUUCCUUCUUUUCAACAUAAGAAUCGUCUUCAUCGUUUCCCUUACAUUAACACUGGUGACAGGGCUUGUGACAAUAAUUCACAUGCUGGCUUCAUACAGGGAGAAUUUGCUGGACCUAUACCGCGGAGACAACACCCAUAUUCCACACAGGUCCACCAUGAGUAACUCCUCACUCCUCGUUGGUAGUAUGCGCUAUGCUGGUUACCAAGUGUCCUAUAUUGCUUGGGGUUACGUCCUCCACUUUGCCAUUCUGUUCAUCGUGUGCUUUGCGUUGUGUGUCGUUAUCACAUUGCUUAUUUUUGGAGUCUACAGCUGGAUUCUUUGGAUACUGGAAGCCGUAUGGCCGGCCUUGUUAAUGACGAUACUGCUAAUGAUGCUACAGAAACUGUCGGCUUCCCUGGCGUUCCUACAAGGGCGUGGCCUAUACCUAGCAAUCGAAAACAGACGGGUGCUUUUCAUUUUUUCCUUCUUUAUGUUCUUCUACAACAUCUUUAUCGGGUUCGUUUCCUGCCUUCUCCGCAUCAUUAAAUCUAUCGUGAUUGGCGCGCUCAUGCUGCCUCGCCUCGAUAACAGUGCUCUGCCAAGGCGCUUCCAGAUGAUGGACCCCGGUUUCGUUGCAUAUUGCGGGUUUGUGACCCUGGAGGCGUCCCACACGCACCCUGUCUUGGUCAUGUUCUUGAGACUGCUUAUGUCAGAGAAGGAGAAGCGAGAUAAGAAAGCCCUGGAAGAAGAUCCGGAGAAAUACGAGAAGGUGGUUGAGAAAACAAGAGCCUUCAUUCGAGCAAGAAUACGUUGGCAGACAGCGUACUCGAUCCUGAACAACCCAGCAUUGAGAGCAUACCGCAAAUCUCAGAUGGAUUAUGUGAAACAAAUGCAGGAACGUCUGUCCAAGCUGUAUUUCAUAGACAAGAAACAAGCCGGUGAGUUGGUGAAAAAGAUCGACGCAGCUGGAAUGGACGCAAAUGAUGUUGAAGACAUGAUUAACAGCGGUGUUGAUAUAAAUGAAGCGGCCAAGAAAAACUGGAGUAAAGCGUUGGUUAUGGGUGGGUUCAUGCAGAGAAUGCAAAGAGAUAUGAUGAUGAAAAAGGGUAUGUUUGCGGUUGAUAGUGAAAACACAACAGUCAACACUGCUCAUAGUAAAACUCAUAUCAAUGGUGGGUAUGUUCAUGAUACCGUUACAAGUGAAAACGAUGUUAAAGUGUACGAACAGACACCCCAGAACAGGUGGAAAAUGGCAACGUUUAAUGCAUUAACCAAAGAGAAUGAAAACAAACAAAAUUAUGAAGCCUCAACAGAAUUAUAAUAUCAUGGUUUGCUGACUAUUAAAUCCAGGUUACUUAAUAUACAUAUCAUUUGCAAUUUAGAAAUCGUAGGUUCAUUAUAUGAUUUUAUAUUUCUUUAUACUUUUGUAUUUUAUCUUUGUUUUCUUUUUUAAACCUGCUUACAUUUACAUAUGUUUUACAUAGUGUCUUUGCCGUUCGAAAAUGCGACAUAUAGGCAACAUUGUCCGCUUUGUCAUGAUCUGUUAUUUACCGAACUUAUUACUUUGAGAGUUGUUUUCUUCUAUUGAAAGGGUGGUAUUCUAGCAAUUACGAAAUUAAGUUGAACUUCGAGUCCGUUUCUGUUUACACUAUACUUAUAUAUAUUUAGAUACCAAUUGUGUAUGCUAACAGAUUGAUUAAAUACUGCUUUAUAGUACUAUCAAGUACUACUAUCUCAUAAAGUAGUGCUAUAUACCAGAAUUUGCUUAAAGACUGCACAUUUGACCGGGCAUUAAAGAAACAUUUAUAUUGAGCAUCCAGUAUUGUAGUGAUGUUUGAUUUACCAAUAUGCUGUUAAUUGUGAAAUAUAGUUGUUGCUGUUUUAAAAAAUACUUUGAUCCACAAUUUUAUACAACUGUGGUUUAAUGAUAAAGAUUCCAAUAUUAUUCUCUCUCUCUCUCUCUCUCUCUCUCUCUCUCUCUCUCUCUCGUUUAUAACUAUUUUAAACCGGACUUUUUAGUAUGUAUACUAUUUAGACAUUGUUUUAACGUAGCAGACGGUAAAUUACGAUGAUGAGGAUGUGUGUGCAUAGAUAGAGAACGGUAACUGGUAGAUGUAAACAGGGUUGACUGAAAUCAGGCAUCGUGUCAGUCGUGUAACUCAUGGGAGUUAGAAGAUGAGUAUUACUCCGCGUUCGGAAGAAAUCUAUGAAAAGACAUUAUUUGGUGAAUCCAAGUGCAUAUAAACUGUUACAACUGCUAAACAUAUGAACCGAUUUUGAAAUGGUUGAUCUUUGCUAUAUAUAGAAAAGGAGUUAGUCAUUAGAAAUAAAGUUCAAAUCAUUCAAUAAA